Puntigrus tetrazona (Sumatra barb) is the source of this 689-nucleotide messenger RNA. RefSeq names its product cytosolic iron-sulfur assembly component 2B-like. The coding region runs from base 120 to 599 and encodes 159 amino acids. Gene Ontology annotation, cellular component: cytosolic [4Fe-4S] assembly targeting complex. Gene Ontology annotation, biological process: iron-sulfur cluster assembly. The transcript has 5 exons. Lineage: Eukaryota; Metazoa; Chordata; Actinopteri; Cypriniformes; Cyprinidae. The record is from RefSeq and is a predicted model, not a curated record.
GCUCUGUAACUUCCUGCUUGCUUGUUUUCGACUUCGCAGAUGCGACUACGUUAAUUACGGUCUAGUGUCUUGAUAUAGUGUGUCGGUUGUGUUAUAAUCGUGUCGUCGAGGAGGUAAUAAUGUCAGGGGGAACUCGACUAGAAAACGCCAAUCCUCUGAUAUUUCAGCGAUCAGGGGAAAGAGUCCUGACUUCAACUGAUGAAGAUGAGGAUGUAGCGGAUCCCAUCGAUGACAGGGAGAUCUUCGAUCUGAUCAGAUCGAUCAAUGACCCUGAGCACCCGCUUUCCCUCGAAGAGCUCAAUGUCGUGGAACAAGUGCGCGUCAAUGUGAAUGAUGAGGAGAGCACCGUGUCCGUGGAGUUCACUCCGACCAUCCCACACUGCAGUAUGGCCACACUCAUUGGCCUGUCCAUCAAAGUAAAGCUCCUGCGCUCCCUUCCUGACAGAUUCAAGAUUGAUGUUCACAUCACGCCUGGCACACAUGCCUCUGAGGAUGCAGUCAAUAAGCAGCUUGCAGACAAAGAGAGAGUGGCAGCAGCUCUGGAAAACUCUCAGCUGCUGGAGGUGGUCAACCAGUGUCUGUCCACCAGAACCAUGUGAUCCCAAAAUCCUGCGUAGUCCUCACACGGAUCAGGAUGAACUCCUACAGGCAAGCCAGUAGGUAACACCGCUUCUGAUAUAUAUCUAGUA